AUGGCCACGUCAUCAGCGGCAGCGGCUGCCAAAAAGAAUGAAGUCUACGGAACUACACGAAACUUGACAGAAGUGUUUAUGCUGCUCCGAUCGAAUGCUCAUCAGAGUCGGUUGAUUUAUAAAGAUGACUCGGAUGUGAUUGUGAGGAGUCGAGGAGAUGAAGAGCGAAUGGCUCUUGUGGAGCUUGAAGAUGGUGUUGAGAAAGAAGAAGAAGAAGAUCCAGUAUGGAUUCAUACAGCGGAUCAGGUGGAAUUCGAAUUUGAGCGAGUUCAACGACGCCUGGAUGAGCUUGGAGAUGCGCAAAGAAAACACAUUUCUAGACCGAAUUUUGGAGAUGAGGCAUUUGAAAAAGAGGAGAAGGCGAUGGAGCAGACAACGGAGCAAAUUACGCAAAUGUUGACUCAUUGUCAGAGGCUGAUUAGAAUGAUAUCUGGAAAUCAUGGAAAAGAGAAAGCGAUGCAGAAAAAGUUACGGGAGAAUGCGGCAGCCACAUUGAGCUUGACUUUAAGUCAGAUUACAGACGAGUUUCGUGGAAGGCAAUUGAAAUAUUUAAGUGAUAUUCAGAGUCGUUCUCGAAACGUCGACAACUAUCUCAUCACUACGGAUCCAUUGAUCGAUGCCCCAAAUUGGGAAGAUUUGGAUGUUUCGCCGUCAGCUGAACUCUCAAUGGCUCAACUUCAACAGUUCAUGAAUAAUGAUCGAGAAGUUCGAGAACGAGAAAAAGAAGUGUUAGCUGUGAAUUCGUCGAUUCGAGAGCUGAAUACACUGUUUCAAGAUUUGUCACAAAUGAUUGUGGAUCAAGGAAGUGUGGUUGAUAGAAUUGACUACAACGUUGAGCAAUCCUCCAUCCGAGUCUCCAAAGCAGUUGAAAACGUCUUCAAAGCAGAACGAUACCAACGAGGAAACAAGAAAAUGCACCUCAUUUGCUGUUUAACAGUUGCCAUUAUUUUUGUGCUUAUCCUAAUCAUUGUUACUAAGUUAUAA
Molecule: messenger RNA, 984 nt
Organism: Caenorhabditis briggsae
Lineage: Eukaryota; Metazoa; Nematoda; Chromadorea; Rhabditida; Rhabditidae
Gene: Cbr-syn-16
Product: Protein CBR-SYN-16
Exons: 4
Coding region: 1-984 (327 amino acids)
Biological process (GO): intracellular protein transport; vesicle fusion; vesicle-mediated transport
Cellular component (GO): membrane; endomembrane system; SNARE complex
Molecular function (GO): SNAP receptor activity; SNARE binding
Source: RefSeq, a predicted model, not a curated record